Pipistrellus nathusii (Nathusius's pipistrelle) is the source of this 345-nucleotide messenger RNA. NCBI's taxonomy places the organism in Eukaryota, Metazoa, Chordata, Mammalia, Chiroptera, Vespertilionidae. The record is from the annotation of a GenBank genome assembly.
AUGAAUGCUCUUCUGGGAAGCCUUGUGGUCUUGGCCAGCAUUGUGACGCUAUGUAAUGCCCAGUGCUCUUUUAUACCUAAAAUAUAUCGUCCAGGUGACAAACUUAACGAAUGCAGGGAUCUCGAUGGAGUCACCUACCCGAUGAACUCCAAGUGGAAGAAUAAUAAAUGUGAGGAGUGUUCUUGUAACUCAGCUGGAAUUGACUGCUGCAACAUUGCUGCUGUACCUGUGGGUUACAACAAAUUGAAAUGCAAUAUGUUAUUCAACCCGAAAACCUGCACCUACACAGUGGUGGAGAAAAAGAAUCCAGAAAAGUUUUGUGAUGUCCAGCAAUGGGUGAUGUAA